Messenger RNA from Gorilla gorilla gorilla (western lowland gorilla), 3299 nucleotides. It is a transcript of the gene WDR88, whose product is annotated as WD repeat domain 88. The coding region runs from base 1647 to 3065 and encodes 472 amino acids. NCBI's taxonomy places the organism in Eukaryota, Metazoa, Chordata, Mammalia, Primates, Hominidae. The transcript has 11 exons. Gene Ontology annotation, molecular function: protein binding. The record is from RefSeq and is a predicted model, not a curated record.
GCCCCUCCUGCCGUUUCUUGGGAGUGAAGCUCUUCCCUCUCUGGGUGGCUGGGUUGCUGUUGGUGCCCAGGAAGCCCCAUGGGAGGGCAGAGCCAGGGCCUGGCAGGGGGCCUCAGCCUCUCAGGGUAGAUGUCACUAAAGUGUCUGAGACAGGCAGGGAAACCAGGCAGGAGAAUGUGCACCCACAGCCUGGGUUACACGGCUGCAGCUCCCUGCUCUGAGGCCACCUCAUGUGUACCAAGGAGACCUUUUUGAAAAAUAAAGUGCAGACCAGGUGUGAUGGCUAAUGCCUGUAAUCCCAGAGUUUUGGGAGGCCGAGGCGGGAGGAUUGCUUGAGCCCAGGAAUUCCAGACCAGCCUGGGCCACAUAGAGACCCCUGUCUCCACAAAAAAUAAAGUACUCAGCAUUUGUAUUUUACAUUAUGAAAGUAGCAUCAUAGAUCACAACAAUUUUAAAAGCAGAAAGAAGGAAGAGGCUGGGUGCGGUGGCCCAUGCUUGUAAUCCCAGCACUUUGGGAGGCCGAGGCCAGCAGAUCACUUGAGGCCAGGAGUUCAAAAACAGCCUGGCCAAUAUGGCGAAACCUUGUCUCUACUAAAAAUACAAAAAAAUUAGCCAGGUCUGGUGAGCAUACACCUGUAAUCCCAGCUGUGUGGGAGGCCGAGGCACGAGAAUCCUUUGAACCCUGGAGGUGGAGGUUGCAGUGAGCUGAAAUUGCGCUACUGCAAUCCAGCCUGGGUGACAGAGAGACUCUUGUCUCCACCAAAAAAAAAAAAGAAAAAAAAAAAAAGAAGGAAGAAAAUCACUUUUAGUUUUAUCAUCCAAAGAUGACACCCUUCUUCAAUAUUUUGAAUAAUUCCACCCUGUCCUUUUCUAGCUAUGGGGCUGUUAUCUGACUGGUGGUAGCAUUUUAUUCCCUGUCACUGUUGUUAGGGUUGUGACAGAUAUUUCUCUCAUCUAUUAUAAAUGUUGUAAACCCACCCCUAAUAACUGCAUCUUAUUUCAUGCAGGGGCUACCCCAUAACUUAUUGACCUUUUCUGUUUUGUCAUGAAGUGGGUUGGCCAGGAGCUGUACCCAGGCAGAGGACAUGAAGAAAUUGCCCUGUGACAGGAGCCAGGGAAACCACAGCGGAGGGCUGGAGGCUGGGGUGCUGGUUUUGCUGGCUCGGCCUGGUUCCCAGAAUGCAAAGCCCAUUUGUCUUUUUUUUUGCAACCUCCACCUCCUGGGUUCAAGCCAUUCUCCUGCCUCAGCCUCCCAUGUAGCUGGAACUACAGGCGCACGCCCCCAUGCCUGGCUAAUUUUUGUUAUUAGUAUUAUUUUUUUUAAGUAAAGAUGGGGUUUCAUUAAACCUGUUGGCCAGGCUGGUCUCCAACUCCUGACCUCAGGUAAUCCGCCCGCCUCGGCCUCCCAAAGUGCCGGGAUUACAGGCGUGAGCCACCGCGCCCGGCUGCAAAGCCCAUUUUUCUAUAGGUAACCUGUGCUGCGCGGGGUGGCACUAGUUUUCACCCAGCGGGCGAGGAGGCAGCGAAGUCGCGGGCCCAGCGUAGCGCGCGCCUCCGAAGGGCUUGGUGCGGGCGCGGGCGCGGGCGCGCGGCGCCACCGUUCCCAUCCAGGCUUGUCGGCGGCCACCGGCGGACCGGGCUUCGAGAUGGCCUCCCCGCCGCGGUGCUCCCCGACAGCCCAGGACAGGGAAUGCAAGUUGCCGCCACUCUCGGCCCCCGCCAGCGAGUAUUGUCCCAGCAAGCUGUCCUGGGGGACCAUGGCGAGGGCCUUAGGCCGCUUCAAGCUGUCGAUCCCGCACACGCACCUGCUGGCCACCCUCGACCCCCUGGUCUUGGACAGGGAAACACCACCUCAUCUGUUGCCUGAGAAGCACCAGGUGCCGGAGAAACUGAUCUGGGGCGACCAGGAACCUCUCUCCAAGAUCCCAUUUAAAAUUCUGAGUGGGCACGAGCACGCUGUGAGCACCUGCCACUUCUGUGUGGAUGACACAAAGCUCCUCAGUGGCUCCUAUGACUGCACUGUGAAGCUGUGGGAUCCGGUGGAUGGUUCUGUGGUUCGCGAUUUUGAGCACAGGCCCAAAGCUCCUGUUGUAGAGUGCAGCAUCACCGCCGACAGCAGCAGAGUCAUUGCCGCAUCCUAUGAUAAGACAGUGAGGGCCUGGGACCUGGAGACAGGCAAGCUGCUGUGGAAGGUCAGGUAUGAUACCUUCAUCGUCUCCUGUAAGUUUUCUCCUGAUGGUAAAUACGUGGUCUCAGGCUUCGACGUGGAUCAUGGAAUCUGCAUAAUGGACGCCGAGAACAUCACCACCGUUUCCGUCAUCAAAGAUCAUCACACAAGGUCCAUCACGUCAUGCUGCUUUGACCCCGACAGCCAGAGGGUGGCUUCUGUCUCUUUGGACAGGUGCAUCAAGAUCUGGGAUGUUACAUCCCAGGCCACGCUGCUUACCAUCACUAAGGCACAUUCCAAUGCAAUCUCAAACUGCUGUUUUACCUUCAGUGGCCAUUUCCUGUGUACAAGCUCCUGGGAUAAAAACUUAAAAAUAUGGAACGUCCACACAGGGGAGUUUCGAAACCGUGGAGCCUGUGUGACUCUGAUGCAGGGCCACGAAGGUUCUGUCAGUUCCUGUCACUUUGCCAGAGACAGCUCUUUUCUCAUUUCUGGAGGGUUUGAUAGGACUGUGGCUAUUUGGGAUGUAGCAGAAGGCUACCGGAAGCUCUCUUUGAAGGGCCAUAAUGACUGGGUGAUGGAUGUUGCCAUUAGCAACAACAAGAAAUGGAUCCUGUCUGCUUCCAAGGAUAGGACCAUGAGACUGUGGAAUAUUGAAGAAAUUGAUGAAAUUCCUUUGGUAAUCAAGUACAAAAAGGCGGUGGGCUUAAAGUUGAAACAGUGCAAAAGAUGUGACAGGCCUUUCUCCAUCUUCAAGAGUGACACCUCUUCUGAAAUGUUCACCCAAUGCGUGUUCUGCCGGAUAGAUACAAGGGGCUUGCCAGCAGAUACUUCAUCGUUAUCAUCAUCAUCGGAAAGGGAGAACUCACCGCCGCCAAGGGGAAGCAAGGAUGACUGACAGCCACAGGCCCCUUUGAGUGACUCCAGCACAGGCUACCUAGCAUGUAGGUUUCGGGGCUCUGCAGGGGCUUUCUCUUGGGCCCCUCCCAGGCUCAGUAGGCCUGUCAGACUGGGGCAGGACCCAAGCCCUGGCUGGACUCUCAGCACAGUGCCACCUCCUCAGCUCUCAGCUUGGGGAGUGAACACUUUACUUUCCGUUUUCAUGCAGAAUAAAUCUAAUUCCUUUGGAAAA